GAGAAGCUCAAGCCACAUGUCGGACGCGCCACGAGUGGCUUGCUAUGCCUCAACCGCAUCCCCCCUCACAACGAAUACGCAACUGCAUGCCAGACAAAAGAAGAACGAGAGCAUGAAACAGCCGGAAUGGACGAGGUCGAGAACCCCAACCUGCCCUCCGCCGGCGAGGCUAGUCCAACCUUGAGACCCAUCGACGACGAAGACGACUCCGCCAUCGAGGACGGCAGCCCGCCCAAACCGCCUCCAACCACCACAGAAUCUCCCCUCGCGGCAGGAGAGAGUCCGCGGCGAGCACCAGCAUCUCCCCGACGCCUCGAUCUCCCCGCUCGCCCGCCGUUGCGAAGAGAAGGCACCGCCCCCCCGAUCCAACCUCCGCCUGCACCCCCCGAACCCAUCCUCGACUCCCCUCAAGACCAGCCUGAUAGUCUCACAUUAGCCGACUUGAAACGUAUCCGGAGAGACUUUCCGACUGCUGUCCUUCCCGCCAAACAAGAGCUGUUGGACUGUGACAGCGUUUAUGAUUUUCAAUACGAAGAUGCGGAAUCCCUGCCUGUGGAGCUGGAGGAGUGGUUUACAUACAGCGAUGAGGAACAGUCGAAGCUGAGAAAGUGCAAAGUGGCGUUCAAUGAGGCGUGGCGGGCCACGGAGGAGGGCAAAGCGGACUGGCUGGAUGUGACGGAGGAUAUGCGAAGAGGCUUCCUGAGCCAGAGGAUCGAGUAUCUCGCGCAGAACUAUGGCGGAGAGGGGACGGCGUCUGCGCUGAUGAUUCUGACGUAUGUUGGUCUUGGAGUAUGGGAAGAGACGGCGGGAAGACGCGAAGGGUACAAACUUGAAGACCUGUUCGUUGAGGAGAAUGGUGGGCAUAUGAGGAUGCAGGACUUUGCGUCUUCGAGUCUGCAGCUCCGUUGGAUUGUGGCCAUGGUGGAUACACUGCAUGCUUGCGAUGGCUUGAAGGCGGUGUAUGAUGCUUUGCGGAAGACUUGCGACAAGGACUUCCAGAGCGCCCCUGUGGAGCAGUCCUCCUUCCGCAAUGAACCACAGCCUCGACGGCCGGAAGAGAGUGUGGAACUGUGGUGCUGUCUGACCCUCAUGUAUCUCUUUAUUGAGGUUGCGAGGACGACGGCGGGUGAGAGUGGACAACGUCUGAAGGGGGACAUUGUGGCACUCGAGCCCAAUCUGCUCAACUACCUCACUCACACCGUCUCAAGACUGAGGUGGGAUGACACCGCUCCUAUUCCGCUGGCCAAGAUGUUCCUCCUGGCAUGGAAAGCCAUCUUGGUCUCUGUGGGUGGAAUCAAGGAUGUGGAGAGGGUCAAGAGCUCCCUUCGUGAAGACAAGGAUAAAGAUAAGGUGGACGUGGCCGGACAGCCCCUCAUCACCGCCUCACCACUGGACUACCACCUGUUCAGGCAAGAAAUCAGCUCCAAGUAUCCCGCUUAUCAAGCACCGCCGCCUCUCUUCCCUCUGGAACCGGAGAACAACAGCAUCUUGCCGCCCUUGAAGCAUCGGAGUCUAAGCUACGCCUCCUCCGACUCAGCAUACAUGGGUGCACCAAGCGUGGGUACCGAGUCGAUCAUGCAUCAACCCGUGCACAUUGCAACGCCCGCUCCUUCCCCUCCUCCGACUCCCGGAGGGCCUGGCAAAGCUGGCAAGAAACAAAACUAUCAAACAAACCAAAUGUUUCCUUUCUUGUACCCCCCGCUCGACCUUAGCAGUAACGAGAUCGGCGGCAAAGGCGACACUCAACUUCAAGAUGCCCUCGUUGGUCGCAAAUGGAUGGGCUCGGACGUCCCUGCGAGCAUUCUUGAAGCCGCCGAACUCUUCUCCAAGCGGAUGCGGGCAACACGAGCGAUGAAGCAGCUUUGGGAGGCACGGGUGGAUUUCAUGCGGUAUGAGCGCGGCUGGAAGCCAUCAGAUGGUGCUCAGGACGAUGAGGGAGAGUUUGAAAUUGUCGAAAAGACGGCUCCUGAGGAGACGGCAGAGCAGGGCCAGCCUCUGUUACUGACGGACGAGCAGAGACGCUUAGCGGCCGUUGCUGCCUUCUACAAAACUUCGUUGCCGCACCUGCAAAGCGUCAUCAUCGUGUUGCUAAAAGCCACUUUGCAAUACGUCACGGACAUUGUGUCCAAGAACAACGGCCAGAAUGGCCUACAACCCGGCAUUCAAUUCAGCGACGUCAAUGGAAUGAACGGCUCGAUCAAACCCCUGGAGAACGGAACGGCCGACGCACCCGACCACACCGCCGAAGAAGUAGACAAGCUGCGCACGCAAGAAGUCGCCUCCAAAGCCAUCAGCGGCAUCCUCAUCCUGCUGCUCAAGUGGCUCAAAGUCUCCCACAUCCUGCAGUACGAGUACAUGACGCAGCUCCUGCUCGACUCCAACUACGUGCCCCUCAUCCUGAAGAUGUGGCAGACGCACGACAUCGCCAAGGCAUGCCACACGCGCUGGGAGAAGGAAGAGCUGAACUUCUUCCACUUUUGCCAGGCGAACAGCCGCGCUGGCCCCCCCACUCCACCACCCGCAGCACCAGCAGAAGACUCCUCGGAUGAAGCCAUCCCACCUCCCAUCAAAUUCCACCGCGACUCCUCCCUCGACGCCCCGCUCCUCUCCCCAACAACAACCACAACUCUAGACCCAACCCAACCCCCCGAAGUCGACGAGCUAGGCUACCCAACCACCCCGCUGCCCACAACCCCAAUAACAACCUACUCCUACCGCAACGUCAUCUCAAGCAUCAACCACCUGCGCGUCCUGCAAAAAGUCACGCGCCGCAAAACGCACCGCGCCCUCCUCCUCGUCAGCUACAAAAGCAGCAACCACCUCAAGCGCACCCUCAAAAUCCCCAUCCGCGCUUUGCGGUACUACACGCUCAAACUCUUCAAAUCGCAAGUCCCCUUUUGCGGGCGCAAGUGGCGCCAGGGGAAUAUGAAAAUCAUCACCGCCGUGUGGCUCUCCGUGCCGGCGGAGUUGCGGGAUGACUGGCUGAGUGGUGGCGGGGGAGGGAUGGGCGGCGCGUGCGUGGGGGAUGUGGAUGGGACGGUGGAGGAUGCGUUGCCGCUGGAGCAGAGCCUGCGGGCGUUGACGCAUUGGUGGAAUCUGCGCAAUUUCCCCGAGGUCAUGGGGUUUGAUACCAAGUUGUUGGAGGAGGAGAUGGAGGUGGAUUACUUUACGCGCGAGCUGGAGAAGAUGGAUUUGGGGCGUGAGGGUGGGGAGGGGGAGUUCUUGGGGGAUGAGGAGAGGUUGGCGGAGGAUGCGUGGCCUGCUGGAGAGGGGUAUUAG
This is a messenger RNA of Neohortaea acidophila, 3279 nucleotides long. RefSeq lists its product as uncharacterized. Gene Ontology annotation, biological process: cytoskeleton organization. Bases 127 to 3279 code for a protein of 1050 amino acids. Lineage: Eukaryota; Fungi; Ascomycota; Dothideomycetes; Mycosphaerellales; Teratosphaeriaceae. The record is from RefSeq and is a predicted model, not a curated record. Gene Ontology annotation, cellular component: cytosol. The transcript has a single exon.